Messenger RNA from Arabidopsis arenosa, 2260 nucleotides. Lineage: Eukaryota; Viridiplantae; Streptophyta; Magnoliopsida; Brassicales; Brassicaceae. The record is from the annotation of a GenBank genome assembly.
ACGCCACUCGUUUGGAAUCAGAGUUUCAGUGGCAGGGAAUGUUAGAGAAAGUUUAAGCUUGAGUGCUAGAGAAGUUGAUUGUGUUUGAAUUUGGUAAUGGCUCGAAAAGGAAGUCAUCAGAAGAAUGGAAUGGAUAACCAAACGAAGCUAAAAAAGAAGACUGCUUCUGAUUCUUUUCAUUCUACAAAGGGACAAGGGAAAACUAGUGAGGCUGAGAGUGUUCUGAAAGAGGAUUGUCAAGGUGAUAAGCAGACAAGUAGUCCAGUUUGUGAAACUUUAGAAAGAGACGUGGAUGCGGUAAAAGGUGCUGCUUCUCUUAAGGAUAUAGAUCAGCCUGUUGCUUCGGAGAGCGAUAUAGCUGGAGACAGAGUUCGUAAUGAACCUGAUUUUACCACAGAGGAAGCUAGAUAUAUUCCGUUUGGUCGUGAACAUAUUGACAGUGUUAUGAGAAGCUUGCUGGAUAUAUUGAGCACGAACAGCCCGUCAGAGAAUAUUGAGCUAGCAUAUAAUGCAGUACUUAGGAAACUGAGGAUAUCCACUGCUACCAUAUCGAGGGAAAUGACUAAGUGUAUGGAAAGACACAGGCCUUUGAUAGAUUCUGUCAAAUUACGAGUAUAUAAAGCUCGUGAUCUUGUUAUAACGAAAAUUCGGCAAGUAUUCCCGGUUGUCUUCAGAUGGCUUAUGCACUUUGGCAGCAUAUUUCUUCUUCUAUCUCUGGUUUGGUUGGACUGUGCAAUCCGAGGUUUUGAUUCCUUCAUUCGGAUGGGAACAGCAUCCUUUUUCUCUAUCCUGUGGUGUGGUCUCUUUUCAGCGUUUUCGAUGAUCGGCAUGACUAAAUUUAUACUGAUUGCGGUUGCAACUGUUCUGGUGGCAUUGUUCAUUGGAUUCGUUGUUGGGUCUGUUAUCCUUGCCAUUUCUGGUUUGGUUUUGCUAUGGCUCUAUGGUAGCUUUUGGACAACACUCCUCUUUCUCUUCUUCGGAGGUCUGGCAUUCUUGAUGAAGCACGAGCGCAUUGCACUGUUUAUCAUUACAGUGUAUUCAGUCUAUAGUGCAUGGAGUUAUGUUGGAUGGCUAGGUCUUCUUUUGGCUUUCAAUCUUGCUUUCAUCUCAACCGAUGCUCUCAUAUAUUUCUUCAAGAAUAAAUUAAAUCAGCAGAACACUGCUGAUGGACCCACCGAGCCUGUAAAUGAUUCAUCUUUUGAAAAAGGCCCUGGCUUUCCUGGAGACCGUGGCCCAGGAGUCGCGUCAACUAGCGGAACAGACUCUGAGUUAACAUCUGAAGAUGAAGUCGCUCGGUUGCUGAAUUGUGCUGACCACUACUCAGCUUUGGGCUUAGCCCGAUAUGGAAAUGUUGACAUGGCUUAUCUCAAACGAGAAUAUAGGAAAAAGGCGAUGCUGGUCCAUCCUGAUAAGAAUAUGGGGAAUGAGAGAGCAGCUGAAGCUUUUAAAAAACUUCAGAAUGCGUAUGAGGUAUUACUUGAUUCUGUAAAACAAAAAUCAUAUGAUGAAGAAUUGAAGAGGGAAGAACUACUGAACUACUUUCGGAGGUUUCAGAAUUCUUCUCAAAAGGACACUCGGGGACACGGUUUCUCUGGCUCGGGUUUUGGAAGCUCAGAAGGUGAAGGAGAGGAAGCAUUUAGAGAGUGUAGACAAAUAGCAUGUAAAAAAUGUGGCAAUCUCCAUGCCUGGUUUCUUACAAAGAAAUCAAAAUCUACAGCAAGAUGGUGCCAGGAUUGCAAGGAAUUCCAUCAAGCAAAAGAUGGAGAUGGUUGGGUUGAACAAUCUUCCCAGCACGUCUUGUUCGGGCUGUUUCAAAAGGUUGAUAUGCCGCGUGCUUACGUUUGUGCAGACAGCAAAAUAUAUGAAGCUUCUCAGUGGUAUAUAUGUCAGGGAAUGAGAUGUCCAGCAAACACCCACAAGCCGAGCUUCCAUGUGAACAUGAACGCAACAGCUGCAAAACGAGGAACAAGUGGUUCUUCAGGGCAAAAAGGAAACCAGAGAAUGCCAAACACAAACCCGGAUGAAACAAUGACAGAGGAAGAGUUCUAUGAGUGGUUGCAGAACGCGGUGCAAUCUGGUAUGUUUGAUAAUGCAAGGGAGAGCCCGUCUUCAGCAACUGCCAGUAGCACUAGUAGUAGUAGCAGCAAGAAAAAGAAAAAGGGAAAGAAGCAAUGGUGAAAAACUCAGAAUCAGUUCGACUAUAUUAACAUGGUGAAAGUUUUGUACCCUUUCUUUAAGAUAUUAAAACUGACUUUGAUAA